CUCAGUAGCAGUCAGUUUGGCCUGAGCUGGUCAGUUUUGUGGUCAAGAUGUUCCUGAUUGUAUUACUUGGAACGUUCUUUUUUCUAAGUUUAAUCUUCGUCAAACACAAGUUCUCUUAUUGGUCACGCCAAAAUGUCCCUUACAUCGAGCCUAGCUUCCCGUACGGGAACUUUAAAGAUUCCGGCAGGAUAUCAAUCGCGGACAUUUCAUCCCAGCAGUACAACGAAAUGAAAAGCCGCGGACAAUUCUUCGGGAUGUUCUUCUUCCUACAGCCGAUGGUGAUGAUUACGAAUCUUGACCUGAUCAAGACGAUCCUCGUCAAGGACUUCAACUACUUCCCGGAUCGUGGCGUGUACCACAACCUUAGGGAUGACCCCCUAAGUGGUCACUUGUUCAGCAUCGAGGGUAACAAGUGGCGAUCGCUGCGGGCUCGGCUUACGCCGACGUUCACCUCGGGCAAGAUGAGGAUGAUGUUUCCGACCUUGAAGGCCGUUGGGGAUAACUUUGGCGCGUUUUUGGUGAGUGCUGUUGGCGGUGGGAUAGAGAUGGAACUGAAGGAUGUUGUGCAACGAUUCACCACGGAUGUGAUUGGAAGUUGUGCCUUUGGAAUUGAGUGUAAUACCUUUGUGGAUGAGAAUAGUCAGAUUAGAAGUGUUUCUCGGUUGAUCUUCGAUAGUCCGAAGCAUUCUGGGAAGAAGCGAUUGUUCUUGAAGCUUUUCCCGGAAGUUGGCAAUAAGCUACGGAUCAAGCAGUUGAACGAGAAUGCUACCGAGUUCUUUCAGAAGCUUGUUGGUGAUACGAUCGCCUACAGAGUUAAAAACUCGACAGAUAGGAACGAUUUCAUGAGCUUGCUGAUCGGAUUGAUGAACAAGGGAGAUCUUACGUUGAAUGAGGCUGCAGCACAAUCGUUGAUAUUCUUCCUGGCAGGAUUAGAGACGUCCUCUUCGAACCAAACCUACUGUUUGUAUGAGCUUGCAUUGAAUCAGGGUUAUCAACAGAAAGCUAGAGAGUGUAUUCUUGAAGCGAUGGAGAAGCAUGGUGGAUUAACGUACGAAGCUGUUAGCGAUAUGCAGUUCUUGGAUCAGUGCAUCAAUGAAACUCUUCGCCUGUACCCAUCGAUUCCAGUUCUUGAGCGAAAAACAUUCCAAAAUUAUCAAAUCCCCGGAACUAAAGUAAUCAUUCCCAAAGGAAUGAAAGUUCACAUCCCAGUGUACGGGAUUCAACGAGACGAUCGUUACUAUCCCAAUCCCACGGUAUUCAACCCGGAUCGAUUUCACCCGAAUACAGUGGCCAAGCGACAUCUGUGUGCCUUUCUGCCGUUUGGCGAAGGUCCACGGAUCUGCAUCGGGUUGCGAUUUGGAAUGCUUCAAUCGCGGGUGGGUUUGGCGACCGUGCUGAGCCAGUUCCGGAUUAAGCCGUGCUCGCGAACGACGAUUCCGCUGGAGUACUCGACCAAAUCGACUGUAUUGCAGGCCAAGGGGGGAUUGUGGCUCAAGGUGGAACCGUUGUAAAUUUUAAGUGAUUGUGUGUUUAAUUUUUACAUCUUCCUUUUCGAAUAAAAUUAUUUUUUUUAGAGAA
Molecule: messenger RNA, 1578 nt
Organism: Culex pipiens pallens (northern house mosquito)
Lineage: Eukaryota; Metazoa; Arthropoda; Insecta; Diptera; Culicidae
Product: cytochrome P450 6a2-like
Exons: 2
Coding region: 48-1511 (487 amino acids)
Molecular function (GO): iron ion binding; oxidoreductase activity, acting on paired donors, with incorporation or reduction of molecular oxygen; heme binding
Source: RefSeq, a predicted model, not a curated record